GCUCGUGUCGCACACAUCUUGCGUGCGGAGCUCUCAGCUAACUUGCAGCCCAUCUGCAUGCCAUUGAACCUUCGCAAUCGCUCCGCAAGACUCAACCAAGCUUCACUGUCAGCAUGGCUUCAGCACCGCCAAAGCUCAUCGGCAACCCUAUGGCCACAGUCGAGCAAUUAGAAACCUCAGCCUCUCAAAUUGAUGGCAUACCAAAGGAGCUCGAAGACUCCAUUCACUUUGCUGGCGCCCGUCUUACCCAAUUAGCAGGCAUUCUCCUGCGACUUCCUCAAGACAUCAUCGCCAUCGCAAUCGUCAACUACACAAGAUUCUGGCUCGGCCCAGAAGGAGGCAGCUUGAAGAAGUACGGAGCCAAGGACAUCUCCAUCGCAUCCCUCUACGUCACCGCCAAACUCUCCGCCUACCCCAGAUCACCCCGCAGCGUCAUAAACGUAUACGCCUACUUUGACGCCCACGAGACCACCUUCGAGCACCACGCCCCCAACUCCCCCAACCCCCUCGACCCACAAACCUACUUUGUCUCCGAAGGCACAUACCAAGCCCGCCGCCUCGCGCUCAUGCGCACCGAAGCCCUCCUCCUCCGCACCCUCGGCUUCACCACCGACACCGCCCUGCCCUACGCCCUGGCCAUCACAUACAUGCAGACGCUCGACGCCUUCGCCGACCACGCCGCCGGCUCAGCACUGACGAAGCGCGUGCUGGCACACCUCAACAGCGCCCUCUUCAGCCCGCAAAAGCUGUACCUGACGCAUCAGCCGGCGGCGCUGGCCACGGCGGCGAUCUACCUGGCGGGCCAUGAGCGGGAGAUGAAGCUGGCUGGGGAGGACUGGUGGGAGGUGUUUGAUGUGGGGAGGGAGGAGCUGGGGUUUCUCGUCUUUUCGCUGAAUAGUCAGAAUGGGUUUGCGGAGAGGGAGGUGGAGAGGUGGGCGGGGAGGAAGGUGCCGUUGACGGUGCUGGAGGUGGAGAGGGAGAUGGGCGUGGGCGUGGGCAUGGGCGUGGGCAUGGGCGUGGGCAUGGGCGUAUAGAUCUGUAAAGGAUCAAUGGUUGUGUGUUGUUGAUGGCCU
Pseudovirgaria hyperparasitica is the source of this 1073-nucleotide messenger RNA. RefSeq lists its product as uncharacterized. Gene Ontology annotation, cellular component: nucleus. The record is from RefSeq and is a predicted model, not a curated record. The transcript has 3 exons. Bases 114 to 1034 code for a protein of 306 amino acids. Gene Ontology annotation, biological process: regulation of transcription by RNA polymerase II. Gene Ontology annotation, molecular function: cyclin-dependent protein serine/threonine kinase regulator activity. Lineage: Eukaryota; Fungi; Ascomycota; Dothideomycetes; Acrospermales; Acrospermaceae.